CCAGCUGACGAUGCUUCACCUCCGCCCCCGCCAACCCGCGCCUUGGCGCCGGACCUCCUCCGCGGCCUGCUGAUGAUGUUCAUGGCAAUGGACCACAACGUAGUCGGCCUCAACGCCUGGCCGCACUCCACCGGCGCCAACCACUCAGAAUCCGACUCCGCCGUCGUCGAGCGCUGGAACGGCCACUUUGGCUACGCCGUCCGCAUGCUCUCGCACCUCUGCGCCCCCGGCUUCACUUUUCUCCUCGGCAUGGGCGUCGCGUAUUUCGGCCGCUCCCGCCUCAAGAUGGGCUGGUCGUCUGCCCGGAUGGCAAAGCACUUUGCAAUGCGCGCCGUCAUUCUGACGGCCGUCUCGACGGUCAUGGGGUUCGUGCUGACGCAGGGCCAGCUGUGGUUUCUUAACAUGGUCCUCGUGGCGCUGGCGGUGGAUUACCUCCUCGUCGGCCUCUUGUGGCUCGCUAUCAACGAGACGGAGCCGUUGUUGGCUAACGUGCUCGAUCGUUUCUUUGCAGGUACCGGUUAUGGAGGUGGUCGUCGUCGCGGCGACGGAAGUGAGAGGACGCCUCUUCUCGUUCAUACGGGCCACGAUAACCCGCCCAAGUCCAAGGCUUCCGCUCGCGCCCAACAGAUUUCAUGGCACAUCCACAACGCCGUGCUCCUUGUUCUCGGAUUCGUCACGAUUUGCUGGAACCACUGGGUGUCGCCGACCCACGGAACCUGCGCCGCCGCCUCGUCUUCCCCCGUGACCGGCACGGCAGCAAACGACUUUUGGCGCUUCUGGUUCUUUGAAGUCAACCGCCCGCGCGUCAUGUCCGGCUUCCCGCCUCUGGCGUGGCUCUCCUUUGCCAUCCUGGGCCUCCUCUAUGCGCGCAUCAUCCUUGCUCGUCCCUUGUCGCCCACGAAGCUGGCAUGCGGCAACGUCGCCGCGGGCCUCGUCUUCAGCGUUCUCUUCGUCCUCACGCGUGUACUCCGCAUCGGGAACCUGUCUGAAGGAUGUCUCCGGACCCCGGAUCAGGCGGCGAGCCCAGAUGCGAACCCGUACCUCGUUUCCGUGGCGUCCUUCUUUUACGUCGUGAAGUACCCGCCAGACUUUGCCUUCUUCGCAUACACUCUCGCGGCGACGUUCUUCCUGCUCGCCAUCUUCGGUUCGGUACCUCCGCGGGUUGCGACAAAGUGGCUCGGCGUUCUUCUCGUAUUUGGCACGUCGGCUCUCUUCUUCUACCUCACGCACCUCGUCAUUCUGUUCAGCUUGUGCAUGCUGCUCGUUGGGCUCUUUGGGCGCGAGAACGGCCUGCCUCCUCCAAUGGACGGUAGGCCUGCGGUCGGAGUCAGUAACAUUUGGGUUUGGUGGGCGAAUUGGCUGGUUGUUAUGGCGAUUAUGUACCCGCUGUGUAGAUGGUACGGCGCUUUCAAGAAGACGAGAAGUGCGGAUUCGGUGUGGAGGUUCUUUUAG
Colletotrichum acutatum is the source of this 1452-nucleotide messenger RNA. RefSeq lists its product as uncharacterized. NCBI's taxonomy places the organism in Eukaryota, Fungi, Ascomycota, Sordariomycetes, Glomerellales, Glomerellaceae. Bases 73 to 1452 code for a protein of 459 amino acids. The transcript has a single exon. The record is from RefSeq and is a predicted model, not a curated record.